UGUCUCUCAAGACAUCUUUCGCCAUUUCUCUUUUCCAUCUGUGCACGCCCACUCUGCUGCCAUGAGCACGCCUACCCUCCGCGACGCCCUCGCGUCCCACCUCGCAUCGCUACCAAACUCGUCCGAACUCGGCCUCACUGUCCUAACCUCCAUGCCGAAGCGCACGACCGCCAUCUUCCCACACUCUCCCAGCGCGGGCGUGCGCUGCUGGGAGACCGAGUAUCUGGUGGUGGUGCACUCGGGCGUGCCAGGCGAGACCGCGAACGGCACCUCGUCACACCCUCCAUCUCAGCCUGAGCCUUCCACCUCCAAUCCCACUUCCCAGACGCCAACCGACCCCUCUCCCACCGCUCCCGCUUCCUCCCCCUCACAGCCUACAUCUAACGGCGCGCCAUCAACCCCCGCCACCCCGCACGUCCUCGCGGCCGCCAUCUCCUGCCACCUCUACACCCUCCCCUCUCCCCCCGAUGCCCCCUCCUCGAUCCUGUACAUCUCCAAAGUCGACUCGUCCGGCUACGCCCCGCCGUCACCCAUCACGCGCGUCCUCGCCUCUGGCCUCCUAGCCUACUUCCUCGACCCCGCGACACGGCCGGGCAGCGCAAGCGGCAGCGUGACCGCGACGCUCUUCGCCCGCUCGCAGGGGCAGUACCUCUUCCCAAACUCUGUCGAGGGCGGGGGCAAGCGCGUCCUCGGCGGCCUCGGCCUCUGCCAAUGGUGGAAGAGCGUGUACGAGGACGCGGCGCGCCUCGCGCCCGCCGACCUCGCCUUCCUCCUCCCCUCGUACUCGGCGUCCGAAGCCAAGGGGAUCUUGGGCGCGCCCCGCCGCCCGCCCCCGUCCGAAUGGGAGUACGCGCCGCCCUUCCGCGCCCCGCUGUUCCGCGCGCGCCGCAGCCUUGCGACCCUCAUCCCGAGUCUCCCGGACGACCCCAAAACCCGCUUUUUGGAGGAGCUCGUCAGCGCCGCGCUCGACACGCCCGCGCCGCACGAGAAGGAGAAAGACAAGGAGAAGGAGAAGGAGAAGGGGAAGGAAAAGCAGAAAUCGCGCAAAAACGUCGAGGCAGCGGAAGACGAGGCCGACCGCCGCCGCGCACAUGCCGCGCUGGCCAAGAUUCCCGCCGGCGAGUUUUGGGAACGCAUGGGGUUCCGGCAAGAAUGCGCCAGCGGGGACGUCACGGGGUUCUUUAGUGCCUCCGUCGGGCCGAAGCGCGACGGCGGGGGCGAGAAAGAGACGAGCCCCGCGUCCAGUGACGACGGGGAGCGCGCGCGCUACGAGCCGCCCCGCGCGCCGCACUCUAUUUCCAAGCCCCUCGUUGAACGCAUCCUUACUUCGAUGCUCAACACCGACUUCGGGACGCGCGCACUCGCAUACGCUGGUACGGAGCAGUGGCUCGCAAGUACGCGCGCACUCGUGCUGGACGAGGUGGGAGAGGCUGGGUGGGACGCGAGCACAGCGACGAUCGCCUUUAAAAAAGUUGCUGCCACGCCUCCUCCGCCGAAGCGCAAGGAGGAGACGGUGACGAUGCUUCAGCCGCGUAAGAAAAAGCGAGUGUGAGAUCAUGCCCAUGUUUCGUUCUCUCCAUAUCUGCCUCAUCCCAUCACAUGUAGCAUCUACAACCAUGCAUAACUGUCCCGUCUGCUACACCUCUCGCUAUCUACUGAUGGACGGAGGGCCGACGCGGCCCAUCGCCACCCGCCUAUGCUGCUUUGUU
This is a messenger RNA of Cutaneotrichosporon oleaginosum, 1709 nucleotides long. RefSeq lists its product as uncharacterized. The record is from RefSeq and is a predicted model, not a curated record. NCBI's taxonomy places the organism in Eukaryota, Fungi, Basidiomycota, Tremellomycetes, Trichosporonales, Trichosporonaceae. Gene Ontology annotation, molecular function: histone H3K56 acetyltransferase activity. Gene Ontology annotation, cellular component: nucleus. Gene Ontology annotation, biological process: regulation of DNA-templated transcription; DNA damage response; DNA replication-dependent chromatin disassembly.